Molecule: messenger RNA, 2677 nt
Organism: Diabrotica virgifera virgifera (western corn rootworm)
Lineage: Eukaryota; Metazoa; Arthropoda; Insecta; Coleoptera; Chrysomelidae
Product: acyl-CoA Delta(11) desaturase-like
Exons: 5
Coding region: 161-1267 (368 amino acids)
Biological process (GO): unsaturated fatty acid biosynthetic process
Cellular component (GO): endoplasmic reticulum membrane
Molecular function (GO): iron ion binding; stearoyl-CoA 9-desaturase activity
Source: RefSeq, a predicted model, not a curated record
AAAGUAAUGGUAACUCAGUUUUUGUGAGUUCUCUGUGUGUUUAAGUGUUCAGAGUGAUAUACAGUCUGCUCCAUUUAUUCAGAAACUACAUUGUGAAACCUGACUAGUCUUAGUUGGGCACUUUUGCUCAUAUAGCAGCUCACAGAAGUAUCAGGUAACAAUGCCACCAUUACGAGAUGACCCAGUCCUUCAUCACCGAGAAAUACCAACCAACAAUGUGUCUGCGCAAUUACCAGAAAAACAGAAAAAAAGAAAUGGUUACUUUGAACAAGAUUUAGUACUACCAAAUGUUAGUGUAUAUAUUAUUCUGCACGCAUUAACAAUUUAUGGAUUUUAUAGAAUAACUACUACUGAAGUUAAGGGGUCAGCCAUAUUAUUCAGUACUUUUAUUGGCAUGUUGGCAAUAUUAGGGGUCACAGCUGGAGCCCAUCGUCUUUGGGCUCAUAGAACUUACAAAGCAAAACUGCCAUUACGAGUAUUUUUAAUGUUGUUGCAGACAGCGGCCCUUCAGAAUGAUCUUUUCAUUUGGGUUAGAGAUCACAGAAUGCACCACAAAUAUACAGACACCAAUGCUGAUCCUCACAACUCGAACAGAGGAUUCUUCUUUUGUCAUGUUGGAUGGCUAUUAAUGAAAAAACACCCGGACGUCAUAAACAAAGGAAAGAAUAUUGACAUGAGCGAUGUUGCAAAUGACCCUGUAGUGAAAUUUCAGAGAAAAUAUUACACACUUCUGAUAUUAGCUUUGACGUUCAUUUUACCUACAAUAGCCAUGGUCCAUUUCUUUCAUGAAACGACUGUAAAUGCUCUCUUAAUUUGUAUUGGAAAAUUAGUCCUCACUCUAAAUGGAACUUGGUGCGUCAACAGUUUUGCACAUAUGUAUGGAUGGAGGCCCUUUGACAGCUCCAUCAAUCCAGUUGAAAAUCUUACUGUUUCAAUAGUAGGCUUAGGAGAAGGCUGGCACAACUAUCAUCAUACCUUCCCAUGGGAUUACAAAGCUGCCGAACUUGGAAAUUACCGAGCUAACUUAACAACUGGCUUCUUGGAUCUCAUGGCUUAUUUAGGACAAGCAUACGAUCUCAAAACAGUAUCGCCGGAGAUGAUCAAGAAACGAGCUGCACGAACAGGGGAUGGAUCAUACAAUUUCGAUAAAGUGCCCUUAGAGAAUGGUAAUGCAAAAGAACACCACAACUUCCAUGAGGACUGUGUAUGGGGUUGGGAUGACAAAGAUAUGAAAGAAGAGUUUAAAAAAGCUACUAUUCAAUAUUAAGUAAAAAGUCUAGCGUAAGAGACGACUAUUUUCGUAAGAGAAUAAAAUUAUUUCUGUCCUUGUUUUAAAAAAUUAUAAAAAACACUGAGAACCGUCUAUUUUUAUGUAUAAAUGUGCGCUUUUUAAACAUAAAUUUAAAUGUACAGGGUUAUUCACGCAAGUCUAGCAUAGUCCAUAACCUUUAUUUUUAAUGGAACACCCUAUAAAGUUUUAUAUUUUUAAAAGCUGAUGAACAACCUGAUUUCAAUUAACUAUAUCAUGUAUAAUGUAUUAUGAAUAAUACAGGGUAAAAUUUUGAAAUUAUUAUAAGUAUUGAAACCACUUAUGGAAUACAAUUUUUGUGUCUUUAUUAAAAAAAAAUAUAUAUAUAAAAGACGCUAGGAUACGUCAAUAUUUAAAUUCAAACGGGCGCUUUAUAAACAUCAAUUUACAUAUACAAGGUGAUUCACGCAAGGCUAACAUAGUCCAUGAUCUUUAAUUUUAAUGAAAUACCCUGUGUAGUUUUGUGUUUUUAGAAGCUCAUCUCAGUGUAUUAUGUAGGGUCUAUUAUGGAUAAUACGAGGUGAAAUUUUGCAAUUAUAUAUAAGUUUCGUCAAAACGUUCAAAACAAAAUUUUGAAAUUAAUAAUUUAUCACACUUUAAAUAAGGGUAUUAUUUUUUUUUAAAUAAGCUAAACAACUAUAUUAAAUUUCUAACCCAAGUAUCAGUAUAUCGGUGGUUUCUAUUUAAUAUCUUGACGAAAUUUAUUAAUAAUUUCAAAAUAGUACCUUGUAUAUUCAUAAUACAGUUUGUUAAGAUCCGGUUAUUAAGGAGGUUUUAAAAAGAUAACAACAGGGUGUUUCAUCAAAAAUAAAGAGAAUGGACCAUGUAAGACUUGCGUGAAUCACCCUGUACAUUUAUAUUUAUGUUUAAAAAGAGCACAUUUAAAUUUAAACGUUGACAAGUACCAGUGUUUUUUUAUUAUUUUUUAAAAUAACAGACAAAAAGUUUUAUUCCAUAAAUAGUUUUCACACUUUAUAAUUUUCAUUCGGUAUUAUUCAUAAUACACCGUAAAUGAUAUUAGUUCAUUGAAAUCAGGUUGUUCAGCAGCUUUUAAAAAUUUCUAAGAUAUAUAGGGUGUUCCAUUAAAAAUAAAGCUUAUGCACUAUACUAUGCUUGCGUGAAUUACCCUGUACAUUCAAAUUUUUGUUUAAAAGCGCACAUUUAUAUAUAAAUUCAAUGGGUUUUGUGUUUUUUUAAAAUUUUUAAAACAAGGACAGAAAUAAAUUUUAUUCCGUAAGUGCCUUUUACAUGCACUGUACAUAAUAAUAUAUUUAUGUUUGUACAUUAAAAACUUUGUUGUAUAUAUUUAUAUUCUUGUAAAAUUGUAUAAUGUAUUUAUAAAAAUGUAUAAAUAGAAAAUAUAUUGCA